This is a messenger RNA of Phytophthora nicotianae INRA-310, 1077 nucleotides long. RefSeq lists its product as hypothetical. The record is from RefSeq and is a predicted model, not a curated record. Bases 1 to 948 code for a protein of 315 amino acids. NCBI's taxonomy places the organism in Eukaryota, Oomycota, Peronosporomycetes, Peronosporales, Peronosporaceae. The transcript has a single exon.
AUGGACGUUCGCUCGCUCAUUCCUCCAGACAACCUGUCGCUGAGUGACGAAAUCGUUGGUAGCGUCCUCCAACGAAUUCUGCCAGCAAACACCAACAACCACCGACCACAGUAUUGUUUCAGCUACCAAUCAAUCCCUGAGAGUCAUUCCGCCGAAAUACUGACGACUAUCAAUUCUGUUAAACCUCGAAUGCAUGUAUCAACAAAAGUAUCUAACGACAAGAUCCGUCAUCGAGAGUACCGUCGAGCCAUACAAGCGCGAAGCAGAAAAAAGAAGAAGCAAUAUGUGUCCGAUCUCGAAUGUGGCGUUCAGAAUUUACGUCUCGAGGUUCAGCAGCUCGAGCUACAGCGAUGUAGAGCUUUACUCGGCAUUCCAACACAACAAACUGCAUGGACGGUCGCGUUGGAGUAUUUCCGCAUCUUUUGCCGCGGAUUCAAGGACCCACCACAAGCUCUCUACUCAUUCGCAUUAAGGUUUCUGCAAGAAUCGAUGUUGCCGGACGUGAAUGACGGUCUGGUAGUGGGACCACACGCGAUGUUGGAGAACUGGGGGCGGUUUUCUUCGAGUUUUGACGACGUUCGCGUCGAUCUCAAUCGCCUAGAGAAGGUUUCAGCGAACUCGCUGUUUGCCGUCACCACCACUAGUGCUACCAUCUCCUACGAUGCACUGCGAGUGGUUUUUCCACAUCUUAAACGUCAUCUACAAUGCGGCGUUAGCGAAGUCAAGGGGUCACUGCUUGCGUGCAAACUGCUGAAUUAUCGGCUUAGCAUGCGCGGGUCGGUGCGCUUUGAAUGGGACGAUAGAACGGAUCGGGUGUCGAGUAUGGAUAGUCGAUCGGACAUGCUGACUCCGCUGUUGAACCUUCUGGGAAAUUUGGAUGACGUGAAUUACGUUUUCCGGUGUGCUCUGGUGACUCCCGAUUGUAGAUUUCUCGUUCAGGCUAACUAGUAGAGCAGAUACUUGUGCUGUAGGUGUGUUGAAGAGUUCUUUGCGGCACAGGUUACACGUGAUGCCAUGGUCAGUAUCCAUGCGCUACAUGUGAAUAAUGUAAAUGCGAUGGUUUUUGUUUUCUAUCUC